Molecule: messenger RNA, 173 nt
Organism: Candidula unifasciata
Lineage: Eukaryota; Metazoa; Mollusca; Gastropoda; Stylommatophora; Geomitridae
Source: the annotation of a GenBank genome assembly
GUCCGGCCACUGUCCGCAUGGUGUCCAGCAACGGACCGCCAGUGCCCAUGCCCAUGCAGGUGCCUCCCGGCCACAUGGUCCAGCAGAUAGUGGACGAGAACGGAAUCCUCACCCACGUGAUCCUGUCUCCACAACCGCCAGCACCUGGAGCACACAUACCUGUCGGACCAUUC